Striga asiatica is the source of this 615-nucleotide messenger RNA. Lineage: Eukaryota; Viridiplantae; Streptophyta; Magnoliopsida; Lamiales; Orobanchaceae. The record is from the annotation of a GenBank genome assembly.
AUGGGGAGCUUUGUAAUGUCUCGUUUUCUCAUGGCUGGAAUUGAUAUAAUGUUCCAGAAAUCAACUUGCAAGCUAUGCUCGAUUAUACCCUACAAAGUUCAUCUUGGGCUAUUGUUCGACACAUUCAUGAUACCAGGCACGAUUUUCAUGUCCUUACUUGCAGGAGCUCUGUUUGGAGUCGUGAGAGGCCUUUUCUUGGUCGUAUUUAACGCUACUGCUGGUGCAUCGUCUUGCUAUUUUCUGUCUAAGCUAAUCGGGAGGCCUGUUGUUAACUGGAUUUGGCCCGAGAAGUUGAGAUAUUUUCAGGCAGAGAUAGCAAAGCAAAGAGAGAAGUUGCUCAACUACAUGCUCUUUCUAAGAGUGACUACCACAUUGCCUAAUCUUUUCAUCAAUUUGGCUUCACCUAUUGUGGAUGUCCCGUUUCAUAUAUUCUUUCUGGCAACAGUCAUUGGUCUCAUUCCAGCCUCAUAUAUUACUGUUCGGGCGGGACUUGCUCUUGGUGAUCUUAAGUCGGUGAAAGACUUGUACGACUUGAAGACAUUAGCGGUACAUUUUCUCAUUGGUUCUGUUUUGUUGAUUCCAACUCUUUCGAAGAGGAAGCGAAUAUACGAAUAG